This is a messenger RNA of Thunnus maccoyii (southern bluefin tuna), 7708 nucleotides long. Its product is annotated as histone-lysine N-methyltransferase ASH1L-like. The record is from RefSeq and is a predicted model, not a curated record. Gene Ontology annotation, molecular function: DNA binding. The transcript has 14 exons. NCBI's taxonomy places the organism in Eukaryota, Metazoa, Chordata, Actinopteri, Scombriformes, Scombridae. Bases 691 to 6744 code for a protein of 2017 amino acids.
ACACACACACGCACAAACACACGCGCACAAACACGCACACAAUGCUGCAGCCUUCAGCCCGUCGUCAUGACACGUUAACAGCUUGUAUGCAUACGAGAGCAGCACAAUCUCAGCCAUUAUUACUGGCGGGAGCGAUGUAACUUUCCCCGAGAGAAGUGGGCAAAAAAAAAAAAUAAAAAAAUAAGAUCCAGUGUAACCAGUCCGCCACCUAGCUGCGGAGACGCGCCUACGGAGAUCUGUCGACUGUAUGAUUAUGAAAACACCCGCGCCAAUGUUGUUGCACAGUAGGCUCUGCGCUCCGAUGAGACCGAAACUCGGUUUUAGGGGGUGUUUUAACCUCCGCCGGCCGUAGUUAUGUAAUCAAAGCAACAUCUAAUGCACCAAAAGCUCCGGAUUGCUGCUGGUGCGAAGGGGAGAGCAGGACAGCAACACCUUAACCUCCUGCCUAAACGCAGUUGGCUCCGGGACGCGCUCUCGGCUCAAGCCUAAAAGUACAAGAGAGACCUUCCUCCGCUGGAUGAAGGAGCCUAACUGUACUGUUACAGACUGUUAAAGGAUCUUUUUUCAAAUCUCCUGACCUACACCUGCAGGCUGCUCUCAGCACUUGACCUCACCAGCCCCACCGGAGGCAUUUAAACGUGUUAUACUGGGAACCCCACAGCACCCUGUUUCUCCCCCCUGACUUCUCUGAUGGACCAGAGAGUGAAGGGGGGUACCCCUCCAACCACGAACUCCACUCUGGACCCCUCCCCUGCACCUGAAGAUGCUGACCAGGACCAAGUGGCGGAGAAAAGGAGGAGAGGUGAGGGGGAGAAUGGAGAUGUAGGGAAGAAAGAGGAGGAGAGAAGAGGAGCUGGGAAAAAGAGAGAAGGAGACAAGGGGGCAGUACUGGAGUUGCUCAUUGAGGGGCGCUGUGGAAGCGCAGGGCAGCAACAGCUUCAGAUAUCUGGCAGAGAGACUAGCUGCCCUGAGGGGAAUGUACGACUCCGGAUUGGACUCCAGGCCAAACGCACCAAGAAGCCGCCCAAGAUUUUGGAGAGCUAUGUCUGCAAGCCCACCAUCAGGACCUAUCAGAGACAGGCCAGGGGGGGACUGCUGAAGGGGGAUGGAGAGGGAGGAGCGGGCCAACAGAGUAAAACCAGUUCUACUCCAGACGAGGCAACCAGGGAGAAUCGCUCAGGCUUGGAUGCUGUCCAGACCACAUCCAAACAAACUGCAUCUGCUGCUUCACCACCAGUUGCAUCAUCAUCAUUAUCAUCGUCAUCAUCAUCUUCGUCAUCGCAGCCACUGUCUUUAUCAUCGACAUAUACUACAGCUCCUACCCCAGCCUCAGUCCCUGCCAUAGCCAGCCAAGGGACCAAGUCUGCCAAACAGGUUCCUAUCAAACUGGCAGAUAAGACAGAGGCGAAUUCAAAUGGCUCAUCUGAGAGAGUGAAGAAAGAGAAGCUUCCUAGCGUCAAUGGCCAGCCAGUACCUGCUGGACUCAAACCCUGCUCGCCCACAACAGACCAGACAGCUUCAACAACCUCUUCCACCCCAUCCAUCCAAACGCUCUCUGCGACGGAAACCAGGAAUGAAGGAAAAACCUCCAAGAAACAUAAUGGUUUGGUGCAGACAAAGAAACAGAAGGGGCUAUCGAAUGGAAAAGGCUCUGCUGACAGCCUUGGCAAUACCCCUUCUUCGAAAAUCAAAGUUGGAAAACACAGCAGUUCCUCCUCUGUUUCUCCCAUGGACUCGUCUACAAGACCUCCAGUCUCCACCAGCUCCUAUAAGAGUAGACCAGACUCUCCUUGCUCUCCCUCGGUCACCCCUAAACCACAAUCCUCCCCCACUGUGGAUCCCUCUUCGGCCCAAUCCCAAGAUCAGGAUCCCUCCCUACAGCCCUCACAAGAGAAAAAGAGAGAGAAAGAGAGGAAAGUGAAGAAAGAGAAACGGAAAGAGAAAAAAUCAAAGCGAGAUAGGUUGGAGGCUGAAAGAGCAAAGAGUGAAAGCAGAAAGGAGGAAGGCAAAAAGAAGAAAAAAGAGAAAGGGAAAGAUGGUAAAUCGAGGCACGGUAAAGAAAAGGAUGAAAGACAUAGGACUGAUGAUACAUGGAGGGAUGAACUCAAGACUGAAAGAGGAAAGGCUGAGAAAAAGAGUGAUAAGCUUACCCCAGACGGACAAAGAACAGAAGAUAAUAAUGCAAAAUGUGGUGAAACAGUUGACUGUGGUAAAUUAGAUAAAACCUCUAAAGUAGUGAACCCAGGAAGACCAGAUGAGAAGGACAGGGCGGACGACAGUUGCAAACCAGUUAAACAAGCUGAGCCAGCAACAACAACAGGUGACACCAGUAAAUCAAAAGAACAAGAUGUCUCAAGACAUUCAACUGUGCCUCCAAACCACCCCUCUUCUUCUGCUCCUCCCUCUCUGCCCACUCCUCCUGCCCGUGCCCCCGUUUCUCCCCCUUCCUCCCCCCAAGAGCAGGACAGCAGACCGCUCAAGAAACGUAAAGCCAGGCGGCCCAGCUGGACCAAGCUGGUGCACCGAGCUCAGAGGGCGGAGAAUCAGGAAGCCCCCUCAGAUUCUCAGCAUAAUCCUUUACUAAGUUUUCCCCAGAACCCCAAGACGUCCCUUCCUGCCAAGACUGCUAUUCAGCAGACUGAUGAGUCACACCCAGCUCCCUCUAGCUCCUUAACCAGCAGCUCCUCCCCUCUCUCUUCUGCAACCAAACCUUCAUCCCCAAAGCAGAGUCACCCCACAUCAGAUCCUAGCCCCCCUGCUUCCAGAUGCCCUGUAACCCCUUCCCGAAAAAGGGGCCGCCCUAAAUCCCACACCUCUAUCUUAGAUGAACCUCCCCCUAGACUGUCACCAAACGCCAUCCCAACUGAGGUGCCGCCUUUGGGGUGUGACGGAGUUCAGAAAGCCCCUGUGCUGGAGCCAAGUCCAAUACUGCAGAGUGCUGCACAGUCUAAAUCCAGCCCGAAGAAGCGUGGCCGUCCUCCCAAACGACCCCUCCCUGAGGACCAGAGUGGAGAUGCACUGAAUCAAACUGAUGAUACCCUCAGGAGUACAGAUUUUCAUCCUCCUGAAAAGGGAAACAGGCAGCUAAAGAUCAGGAGGCUGAUAAAUGAGAUGAAGAAAAGAAAGAAGAGGAGACUUCACAAAGUAAUGCUGUCUGGGUAUGUAGGGAAGGAGGCAAGGAGAAGCGAGGCAGCAGAUGGCGAGACCUCUUUAAGAAUGUGUAAAUCGAUAGAGACUACAACAGUACACACGCUCUCAGCCCUGUCCUCCUUUGGGGGUAAGCUGGGCCCUCAGAUCAAUGUUAGCAAGAGAGGGACCAUCUACAUGGGCAAGAGGCGAGGACGCAAGCCUAAAGCUCAAACAGCUAACCUAAAUUCCAACUCCCAGAACUACACUCAGUCGUCUCUGUUUACCAAUCCCUCUGAAACAUCUCUCUUCUCAUCUAACCAAUCCCAGCCUCCUCCCUCUCACCCCUUUCCCUCCCCAUCUCUCACCCACUCCAGUGGGGCCCAGAGCCCUUACAGUGAGGGAAGCGUCACAGAACCUACAUCCCUACUUUUUCCUCACCCUUUCUCCCUCCCUUCCCCAUCAUCCUCCUGUACCUCCCCCCGUCCUCCCUCCUCCUCAUCCCUCUCUCCCUUUGUGAAGAAGAGUUGUCCAUGCCAGGGAAGGCAUCACUUCCCCUUUCACCAGUCUUCAUGUAAGCUGUCCUGUCCCACCCCUCCACUGCAUCACACACCUGGCUCUCCUGGCCACCUAAAAGAGGCCACCCCCUCCCCCAGGAGCGAAUCGCACAGCGAAGAGACGUUGCCUAGUGACAGCGGCAUUGGAACGGAUAACAACAGCGUCUCUGAGCGAGGGGAGAUGAGGGGAGCUCGAGGCAUGCUCAGGUUGGGUCAAGGGUCAGUGAUUCUAGGGGGUCAAAAACACUCCUCUUUUGUGGACCGUUCCUCCUCUGUCUCCUCACCCCUCUCUCACAUCCCUAGACACACAAACCCCAUCACCAACUCGACUACUCUGGAGCAGCACAGAGAUAGACACAGGCACAGGCGGAGGGAUUACGACUGCUCCUCUUCCUGUACUUGCUUGUGCCCGUGCCCCUGUCCAGGACACAACAAGUGCACUCAUUCGGACUAUUAUUCUUGCCUUGGGCACAAUGCACUGAAGAGACAGAAAAAUAAACACAAGAAGAAGCACCAGCAGCUGCACAUGCAGGAUCCAGAGUUUCUGUCUGAACUAGAAGAUCUGAUCGCUCAAUUCAGCGAGGUCCAUAUCGGAAGGAGAAGUUGGGCAAGGACAGGAUUGGGACAGGGAUUUGAUGGGAGUGGAAACGCUGCUGGGGGAAGGCGCCAUCACUCUUCCUCUCAUUCUCUCCGCUCCAACAUCUUCAGGAUCAAUCUGAAUGGCUUUUACUCGCCUCACCCUUCAUCUUACUCUGCUAAUCCCUCCUUCUCCCCCCAGCCUUUCUACCCCUGCCAGCCAGUGCAUUGUAACAGAAAGCCGGACCGUAGGCAGUGCGGUUGCCCUUCAAAGUUCCAGGAGACCAUUGAAAAUAUGGGCUUUUACAGCAGCUAUCCCCCAGCCACAACACUUUACCACCACCUACCCAGCUCCUACCCGCUUCCAUCUCCUCACCAGUACGCCCCACAUCAGCCCCACCAUGCCCACUUCCUCCUCAACCCUGCUAGAUUCCACAGACGCAGGAGCAGGUUGCUGAGGGAGGGAGCUUUAGGAGGAGAGGUCGAAGGAGAUAUGGGAGGAGGCGGUGGAGGAGGCCCACACCUCAGCUCAGGGUUCACAUCCAGCCUCUCCUGUGGCUGUGGCAGGAGCGAACACAAACACAAACACAAACAUCGUCACAGGCAAUGUGAGCGAGACAUGGAUGACGAGGAGGAGUUGCAUGAGGAUGAGGAGGAAGACGGUAUGGAGAGAGAAGGGCUGUCCAGUUCAAAGCCAAGGUCAAGAUUCAUUUUAGGGCAAGGAGAAGGAGUAAGGAAAGGGACAAGAGGAAUGGGGAGUAUGAUGUCGCCUUGGUUAUGUGAGAACGGAAAUGAUUCCUUCUCCUCUGCUGCUGCCUCAUCAUCUUCAUCUUCAACCGAGAGGUUCAAACAUACAUCUCUCACCUCACUGGGCCUGGGUUCCUCUCACCUGUCUUCAUUUGGAGGAGGCUGGGGUGGCCUGGGCCAGAGUUGGACUAAACUCGGGGGCCUUGGAGGUACAGGAUUUGGAAACUCCAGCUGGAGAUCCUUCAACGGGGAGCGACACACAGGCCGAAUUAUUGAAUCAGACGGAGAGGACGAUGAUGGGGAGGACGUUCAACAGUCACAUCUGUACAGGACGUCCCCAUCCCCGACACAUACCAACCUGUUCACAUCAGCUGCCAUGGCAACAGGGGGGCGCGGUCUGAGGAGUGGAUUGGCCAGUAGGAAUCAAGGAAGUGGAGACCGGUCAUGGAGGAGAGACGAGCCAGCUUGGACAGAGAGGAGAGAAGCAGGUUUACAAGGUGACUCAAGAAGCCGGGGGCAGCAGAAAAGUGUGCCAACACCAGACAGCGUGGAGGUGAAAAACAAAAGAAGGCCAGGACGGCCCAGGAAGCACCCACUGCCCUCCACUUUAUCUUCCCCCACACACUCCUCUGCAGCUCCCCCCAUGUCAUCACCCGACCUCUUGCCAGGAUACAGCCACAGCAGAGAUGGGAGAGAAGUGGGAGGGAGAAGAGAAGAAAGGGGCCCGGAGAGAGAUCGAGGAGGAAACGACACAGUGCAGCAGGUGACAGAGUCAGAGCUGCAAGCCAAGAGGAAGAGAGGACGAAAGAGAAAACAUGGUGACUCUCCCUGUCAUCAGAGUGUCGCCGAGGAUAAACCGGAGUGUGACACCCCCACUGAAUGUUUUAGCCAAUCAGAUGUCGACCAGGCUCCGUCCCAACCAGUAACCGUCCAAAGAGAGGAGAGAGCAGAUGGUCCUCCCAGGAAGAAGUUUCUGAGGGCUGGUCUUUAUUCUGAUGAUUAUAAAACUACAGAUCCGCCCUCUCAAGCUCAGCAGUUAUGCAAAGGGAGUAUGGACUACACCCCAGGGGAGCAUGAGUUUAGCCUUUUACCUGCUCCUAUCCAUGUUGGGAAGUACCUGAGGCUGAAGCGAAUUCAUUUCCAGUUGCCCUAUGAUGUUAUGUGGCUCUGGCGACACAACCAGCUUGAAAGGCAGCCAGCUGUCCCCCUGAAGAGGAAGCGGCGUUACUGCCGGGUAAAGGAGAGGACUGUAUCCUCUCACCAGACAGCGGAAGAGAGCUCUAGUGACAUUACCAGCCUCUUUCCUCACCUCGACAUGGAGCCUUUGACCAGCAGUGAGAGGAGCUUUGUGGUGAAACACCACGUAUUCCUCGUGAGGAACUGGGAGCUUGUGAGAGACAGACAGAUCCGAGUGAGGAUAGAGAGGGAGAGAGAGAGGGACGCAGAGGUAGAAGAGAGGGACUCACAACGUCUGUCCUGUGAUGGAGCCAAUGGGGACGACAGCCACAUCAAGUCAGAUCAACAAGUGGGGGUGGAGGUGACGGUUAUCAGCAGUGAUCCCCGCCAGCAGAGUCAGGACACCUCCAGCUUGCUCACUGCCAGCCCCUGUCCCACCGAAACCCAAAACAGACAAGAGGAGGAGGGAGAAGAAGAAAAGCGAGGGGAAGAAGAGGUUUGCAGCAGAGAACAGAGGAGGAAACGACUGAAUGAUUUACUUUUGACCCUGCAGCAUUCAUAAGCUAACGGAGAGAGGUGGGACCACUCCGAGAAAAAGGACCAGGCCCACUACAGGACAGAUGGACAGGAACUGAUGUCACAACAUGGCUAUUAACAGUAGCAGCGCCACAGAGAACAAGCCAGAAAGGAAGAAGAAGAGUUGGACAGUUAUAGCGGCCGAUAAUGCAAGAAAGACAUCUCACACACUGACAGAUGAGUGUGUUGAACCUAGCGCUCUGAAGGGCAUCACACCAAGGAUGAAACCAUGGCAACACAUCUUUUGUCCAAACGGCAAGGGAUGAGAGAAACAGAUAAACUGUCCCGGAUGAAAGAAACAGACCAGCUGAAAUGAAUUUGCACUAGUGCUGGAUGAACAAGCACACUAAAGACUGUAUGUAUGCUGAGUGGACACACUAUAAACACACACACAUACACUUUGAUUGCUCUUACUUCAGCACCUUAAGCAAACUUGGGAAAGACAGACAUUGCUCUGAGACUGAAAGCAGACAUAUAUGGUAUUCAGAAUUUUGGCUCUGAAGUUUCCAAGAGACGAGGAGCUCACACGCUGCCCAGGGGGAACAAAAAUGUAGCCUGGGCCCUAAGUAGGUCAAAAUUGAACCCUCAUUUACUCGUUAAGCUUUCAAAGUCACAUUGCACCUUUGGGAAAUGACAUGAGGAGAAGUGAGCCAGUUUAAAAGCUGUUGAGACAGUGUUAGGGUUUUCUUCACUUUACCAAGACAGUGUCUGCUAUGUACCAGUGAAUAGACAGGGGAGGGGGUGGGCUUAGUGAUAGGAAUGUUGGCAUCGCUGCAAGAGAAUUUCUAAUGAGGUUUUAAGAAAGAAGUUAUUUUUGAAAAAAAACACAAAAAAAAAACAGCUUGUCUGCUAAAGAAAUGGACGAAAUAUAUUCAUGAUAGGAAUGUUUAUUGUUAACUAUUUUCAGUAUUGCUUCCUGGGGAAGGGCGGGCGGGAAGGGUAAAAAAGUG